GGGCGGAGUGAGAUGUUGUUCUGCCCGACAUGCGCCAACAUGCUUGUAGCCGAGGACGGUGUGCAUGACGGCGGGAUGGCACACGCAACCAACACGGUGUUUGUGUGCAGGACGUGCACGUAUGUGUACCAUUGCGUCCGUCGCUACACCGAAGCCAUCGAGCUGACUCACAAGGAAGUCGACGACGUCCUGGGCGACUCGGCCUGGGAGAACGUUGGCACCACCCAGGUCGACUGUGAAAAGUGCGACAACAACCAGGCGUACUUUAUGACGAUCCAGAUUCGGUCUGCAGACGAGCCAAUGACCGAGUUCUACAAGUGCUCCGAGUGCGGCCACCAGUGGCGCAACGGAUAGCUCUGAUCAACUGGCUGCCGCCGCGGAUGGCGCGCAGGGCGACUCAGGCGCGAAAGGGCGUGGCCGGGCAGGUCAGAGCAUGACCAUGAUGAGAGUGAUGUUGUCGGUGGAGCCGAGCCGGAGUGCCUCAGUGACGAGGUCGUCGACGACUUCCUGCGGGCGCAAGCCCUGCUGGAGCCUGUCUUUGACGGCGGUGACGGCUUCUUGCGGAGAGAACACGUCCCACAGGCCAUCGCAGGCGACCAGAAUAAACUCGUCGACCGAA
Messenger RNA from Thecamonas trahens ATCC 50062, 619 nucleotides. Its product is annotated as DNA-directed RNA polymerase III subunit RPC10. NCBI's taxonomy places the organism in Eukaryota, Apusomonadida, Apusomonadidae. Gene Ontology annotation, cellular component: RNA polymerase III complex. Gene Ontology annotation, biological process: termination of RNA polymerase III transcription; DNA-templated transcription. The transcript has 2 exons. Gene Ontology annotation, molecular function: DNA-directed RNA polymerase activity; zinc ion binding; nucleic acid binding. The coding region runs from base 13 to 354 and encodes 113 amino acids. The record is from RefSeq and is a predicted model, not a curated record.